AUGUUGUCAUCAUUGGGUGCCUCCGCCUCCGCCUCUACUUCCAACACUUCUACCUCCCAAACCACAACAAGAAAUGCUACAACUUUUGUAAUCCGCUCUCACAAGAAUCGCCCAGCUCGGCCUUUCUUGGCCAUUGCUCUCAUUUUGGGAUUAGGGGCCUACUUGUUGUGGGCCGAUUGGAACAUUCAAAAUGAUCUGCUUUGGUUUGGAGGAGGUUUGCUCAUGGGCUUGGUCGUAUUGGAAACGGCAGCUUCCUUUCAAACGGAAGAAGUCUCGGUUCGAAUUACACCCUUGGGGGUUCAGAUUAUCCAUCAGAGGUACCAUCAUCGCAAGGCUCCUUCCUCGGAUGAUAUGAAUCCUGGGAAACACUCCAAAUUCAAACAACCGCCCCCCAAACACGAACCAUUUCUGCCACGAGAAGUGGUGCAAGAUUGCAUUCUGGUAGAGCACGUUGGGGUGUUUUCAGUAGCGACCCGAUUAAUCGUUCGAUUGAGUUCCACUUGCAGCGACUCCAACAACAUUGUUUCCAUCCUACCCGAUUCCAUCAAAUUGUCCUUUGCGCAAUGUCACGAUUUGGCACAACAAAUACAGCUGGCGAUCAAAAAAAGUUGA
This is a messenger RNA of Cylindrotheca closterium, 612 nucleotides long. NCBI's taxonomy places the organism in Eukaryota, Bacillariophyta, Bacillariophyceae, Bacillariales, Bacillariaceae. The record is from the annotation of a GenBank genome assembly.